AUGAAGAUCUUCGCGUUAACAAUUGUCAUUUUAGCCCUCAACGGUUAUGUAACGAGAGGUACGUCACUGGACCCUCUCGAUAACGUAGAAAUUGACGAAACAAAAACCGAUAGAGACGACUCGAGAACCAAGAGGUCUGGAAACAUAUUUUCAUCAAUAUUGAAGAAAAAAUUCGGAUUACUCAGCUCAAUAACCGGCUCGUCAUCGGGUAAAUCCAUUGGUCAUUUAGACAAUUUUCCAGAACAUUUCGAAGAACCAUUGUCUUAUCACACAAAAUCGUUCAACUUAUGGGGUGUUAAAAAAGCGAUUAUGUCGUCGGUGUUUCAAGCUGCUAAAGCGAUAACGGGCGGAGUUAUCGCUCUCAAGGGACAAUUGAUCAAGGCUAAAGGGCACGCGGUCGUGGCCAAAGGUAAGCUGAUGCAGACCAAAGGUGAAGCGAUUUCGAACUUUGGCAAAACCAUUGCUACCCACGCGUUCGACGUCCAUCAUGAACCACAGCUAGACGUACAUUCCUCCGUGGGCCUAUUCAACCAUCUGCCUGCCACGCCGAUCCACCAGCCAACGAGCUACGGAGCUGCUACUGCGUUUGGAUACCAAGGACAAGCGUUCCCUAGCAACAUGUACCAGGGCAACUCGUACCAGAGCAACGCGUACCCCAGCAACACGUACCAGAGCAACGCCUACUCUAGCAACUCGUACCAAGUCGCGGCUCCUAGUUACCAGACAGGGUUUGGGGUGCCACAAACUGGAUACGACGGUGGCGUGGGUUACGGCGGAUACGGCGGUAAUGGUUUUACGGCAAAAAGAGCAGUAGAGCAGAAUGCACAGGAAUCGACUGCCAAACAAGUGCAAAAUGCAUUCGCCAAAGAUUCGGUUCACGCAGGAUUGUUGAUCUUCAAACCGAUCAAAAUGCCUGUGCAGAACGUACCGGCAGCCGGUAAUGUGGUGGCGUCUCAGAACACGGCCAACUCACAGCAGUCGAUCGGCCAACGGCCGUCCCAGCAACUGGGUGGUGCGUUCAAUCCCACGAACUUCAAAACGCCCCAGCAAGGUUUUGGAUUUCAAAAACAGUUUCCAGCCGGAUACCAAGGGGACGUGCUAUCCGACGAGUACUCGCCGGACUUGAGCCCCGGUUACCAGGUACCGGACUUUGGUUAUCAGGCGUCGAACCUAGGUUACCAGGUACAGAACCCCGUUUACCAGGCUCCGAACCCCGGUUACCAGGUCCCAAACCUCGGUCACCAGGCGCCGAACCUCGGUUACCAGUCAAACGGCGGAAGCGCCGAACAGACCACGGGUAACGGUUACAGCGGUGGGAUGCAGAACUUCGACUUCCAGCAGUCGGCCAUCAGCCAAGAGUUGGGCCAACAGCUGGCCGCGAUCUCCGGCCAACAACUGCAGCAGGCGUCCUUUUCGCAGGAAAGUCUCAACGGUGACCAACACGACUUGGCUUCGGGCGUGGACGAGCGGAUGGCUCAGCCGUCGUACAAACGCGCUAGUCAGGCGAUCAAUUCCAAGCGAGGUGUGUCAGGGUCGACGGGCCCGUCAACUUCUUCAGUCACCGCGGACUUCGACAAUGGCGAAGGCGCGAAAACAAAAAAACGAAGCGCGCCGCUGCCGCCGUCUCAUGGUGACUAUGCUACAGCAGAAACAACGAUGAGAGUAUCUACUUAUGGACUUAAAAAGUAA
Messenger RNA from Macrosiphum euphorbiae (potato aphid), 1689 nucleotides. The record is from the annotation of a GenBank genome assembly. Lineage: Eukaryota; Metazoa; Arthropoda; Insecta; Hemiptera; Aphididae.